Molecule: messenger RNA, 660 nt
Organism: Drosophila hydei
Lineage: Eukaryota; Metazoa; Arthropoda; Insecta; Diptera; Drosophilidae
Gene: Obp58d
Exons: 4
Coding region: 1-660 (219 amino acids)
Source: RefSeq, a predicted model, not a curated record
AUGCGCUGUCAAACUUGCCUCUCGCUGCUGCUGCUGCUGCUGCUGCUUGGACUGGUCCAGGCUCAGGAGGACUCUGAGGAGGAAGCUGUGGAGACGAGCCCAAUUGAUGACAUUACGUCAGAGCAGUGUGACAAGAAGCGCAAAGGCUGCUGCUCCGAAAUGUAUCUGGGCGAUGAGGAGACGCUGAUGAAGUGCUUUUCCAUACACUCCGAUCGACUGCCAGCCGAUGGUGACAUGGAUAUGGCCAAGUCGCUCAAGUUUCUAUCGUGCUUUGUCGAGUGCUUGUACAAGCAGCGCAAGUAUAUAGGCAAGAGCGAUACGAUCAAUAUGAAGAUGGUGAAGCUCGACGCGGAGACUCUCUACGCGGAUCGGCCCAAGGAGCAGGCGUAUCAUAUCAAGAUGUUUGACUACUGUCGCAAGGAUGCUAUGAAUGUGUACGGGCUGCUGAAGGCCAGUCCGGGCGCCAAGGCCAUGCUGAAGAACGCCUGUCGACCCUUCCUGCUGAUGGUGUACAUAUGUCAGACGGAGUAUCACAAGAAGCACGAGUGCCCCUACUUUCGGUGGGAGGGCACCGAGAAGGCGGAGACCAAACAGCCGUGUCGAGAUGCGAAGGCCAAGUGCUACGAGCUGGACGGGAUUACAGCGCCCCAAGAGCAUUAG